Messenger RNA from Oryzias latipes (Japanese medaka), 3657 nucleotides. It is a transcript of the gene fgf14, whose product is annotated as fibroblast growth factor 14. Gene Ontology annotation, molecular function: growth factor activity. The record is from RefSeq and is a predicted model, not a curated record. Lineage: Eukaryota; Metazoa; Chordata; Actinopteri; Beloniformes; Adrianichthyidae.
UGAAACUACAGAGUGAAAAUGAGGGGUGCAGCCUGACAUUCGGGGCUUCUGUCUGAUUUUCUUUGACGUACAAAGUGAACAGCAUUGGGUUGGAUGUUUUUGACAGUUAUUUACAAUAUUGAGGUGAAAAACAGAUGCAUGUACCCCCGCGAUUUUCCUUCUGCAGUGAGAAUCUAAGUGUAAAGUCGCCUGAAAGUGUCUCCUCGGAGGCACGAAACAAAAAGAGUGAAAGAUGGCAGCCUUUGAGCAGCAUGGAGAGCGGCAGUUUUUCCACCUCAAAGCAGGGUCUUGGUGCUCAAGAGGGAGGGUGUGGGGGAGGACAUCCUCCACAGUCAGGCGUGUACUAACGAGUGUUCAGGACUUGUUGAUGGGGGAGAAAUGUGUUGAUUUAAGAGCUGAAAGCUAGUGGGUGACCGUUUUUUUAUUUUUUUUCCUUUGUCUUGGAGGAAUAUUUGGCGCGGCGUUCUCGGGAACAUCCUCCUUGUGCUAACACAGAGCUCCUUAUGGGGGUCGCAUGACGCACGGAUCGCAUGUAGUUACGUCCUUUUUUUAAAAAUUAGAUUUGGAUACAUCUCGCCAGAACAUGCCAUCGACACAGAAGGUAUUUUGCUCUCUUCAUACCUUCUCUCCAACAUGAACACACGAAGAGAUAAAUCCCCAUCUUUUUGGCACCGCUCCUUUCUCUGCGUCCCCGUGGCUCCUCGGGGGACCACGUCGCUGAUUCCUUCUUGGAAACUUGGCUUGGCCCCACGCUGCGCGCUUCAGUCGGGCGCAGAUCCUUGUAGGAGGCGCCUGUGUUUGUUUUAAUUGCCGGCGGCGCACCGCACGGGCGUCCCCGUCUUCUGAUAAAGCUGUCUGGUGGAAGGAGCGAGGACGACGAGGAGGAGGAAGAGGAGGGGUUGGAUUUUUUUUUAAAUGUUGUUCGUGGGGUUUUAAGGGGAGACUAUGCACGUGACCACUCCACAGACAGUGAGCAGAAAAAGGACCGUAUAGGUAUGAAUAAUCCUCUGGAGUAUCUGCGCGUGCGAGUCUGACAUUGCUCUCCAUCCAUUACUGAUGUGUGGAUUUACGCAUGGAGUGAUUCCAUUUUUUCCCCACCCCAAUCGACGUUUUUUUAAUCUUUUCGAUGAAGACAAUUUGCUUUCAUGUCGUACUAUAAGAAUGAGAUUAUAGAGACCUGCACAGCUGGAGUUUGACAUCACGCAUAACUGCGACCAUGGAACUGUGACCCGCCGGGCUGCGAGCUCUGACAGGCGACUGUUUGUGUAGUCUGUGCUCCGCUGGGCGCAGACUGGACCUGAGCAGCUGUGACAUUUUGAGCCAUGGCUGCUGCCAUCGCAAGUGGGCUGAUCAGGCAGAAGAGACAGGCGCGGGAGCAGCAUUUGGACCGACCUUCCACCAACCGACGCAGAAAAAGCCCCAACAAGAACAAGGGGCUCUGCAAUGGAAAUCUGGUCGACAUCUUCUCUAAAGUGCGCAUCUUUGGUCUCAGGAAACGGAGGCUAAGGAGGCAAGAUCCCCAGCUUAAGGGUAUAGUGACCAGGUUAUAUUGCAGGCAGGGAUACUACUUGCAAAUGAACCCUGAUGGCUCUCUUGAUGGGACCAAGGAUGACAGCAGUAAUUCCACUUUGUUUAAUCUUAUUCCUGUGGGCCUCAGAGUUGUCGCCAUUCAGUCAGUGAAGACAGGGUUAUACAUCGCCAUGAACGGGGAAGGCCAUCUCUACACAUCAGAACUCUUUACAGCAGAAUGCAAAUUUAAAGAGUCCGUGUUUGAGAACUACUACGUGAUCUACUCGUCCAUGUUGUACAGACAACAGGAGUCGGGGAGAGCGUGGUUUCUAGGGCUUAACAAAGAGGGCCAAGCCAUGAAGGGGAACCGAGUCAAAAAAACAAAACCAGCUGCCCACUUCCUGCCUAAGCCAUUAGAAGUCGCUAUGUACAGGGAGCCAUCAUUGCAUGAUGUUGGAGAAACGGUGCCCAAGGCGGCGGUAGCUCCCAGUAAAAGCACAAGUGAGCCUGCAAUGAUGAACGGAGGCAAACCUGUCAACAAGCCGGACAAACCCCCGACAUAGCCACGCCUGAUCGGUGACUUAUGUGCACAUGGAAAAGGGGGGAAAAGGGAUGGAGACAGGGCUUUUUUUCUAGACAAGACUAAACUCCAGACUCUGUUUCUACUGUGGAUCACAUCUGAGCAAACCUCCCUUCCUCUAUUCUCUUGCUCCUCCUCCUCCUCCUCCAUCUUUUUCUCCAACGGUCGACGGAAAUGGAUUCUGAACAUUUCCAGCAUGGGAGGAAAGAGGAGCUCUGAUCUUGGAAUGCCUUUAGGUUACUCUGAAACUGUGAAAAAUCCUUAUCAUGCUUGUGGUACCGCUUGAUAAAAGAAAAAAAAAAGAAAAAUAAAGACAAAUAAAACCUUCCUUUCUCUAUAAUGCCCUGUUGCAGCAGAGUCGGUGUACCUUCAAAUAUAUUUUCUAUACAGCAGUUCACCAGCUAUGUUCUGGGAUAGAGACGAUAUAGAUAAAUCAAAUAUUUGGAUUGUUGUCUUAUAUUUUUUACAAAUAUGUUGUCUUCUUCUCCUCUUUCUAUCUAUAAACACACCUUUCUCUUUGUCAAAGAACAUAGAUGAAACCACAUUUUCCAAGAGAGUUGUUUGGUUUUCUAAAAGAACAUAACUGAGGCAUCAGGAGCAAGAAUACACCUUAAACAAUCCAAAAUCCAUUCUUUUGCCUACAACAUUGCACACACUUUCCAACAAAAGUCACACACACACAAAAACCAUAAAGUUUGUGAGGCAAAUGCGAGCUGUUGCGUUUUUUGCAGCACAUAAAAAACACAUUGGAGGCUGACAGAUAGCUCCUGCAAUCAUAGUUGAUUAAGUGCUAAUUACCGCCACUGCAAUCAAAGCAAGAAGCUCCUCACACACACAAACACAUUCAUAGACAGGUGUGCGUGUGGGUGGAAGAGGGGCUGUGAUGAAUGGUGUAUACAUAUCACUAUGUUCCACCGGCGGUUCAUUCCGCUUUUCUCUGGUAAAAAAGAAAAGCUGAAAUCUAUUUUUCUUUAUCUUUAUUUCAGAGCGUGGGCUCUAGGAAUAUUUCUAGGCCUUGUAGGCCUCUGUCUAUCACUCAACUGACAUUGUUGGACUGCAGGCGGGGCUUACAGCUUCGACCCAGACGGUCUGCCUCUGCAGCGCUGGCGGUCUUUAUAUGGCACUACUGCUCAAACAAAUAUAGCUGUAAACCAGGUUGUGAUAUUUAUACUGGCUGCGUCCCUGCUUGGUUCAGCAAACUAAAGCAUGGAUGAGGUUCUCUUUUUGCAGCAGUAAUACAAGAGACGGCUUCUCGUGUAUCAUUAUCACUGUAUAAAUCUUAGGGAAAAUGUCUAUUUAAACCAUACCUUUUUAAACGACUAAAUAUUAUUGUUCUUGUUAUGAGAGAAUUUGUCUCCGAACUCAGCAUGCAGAGUCCAGUACUGAUCAUCUCGGCCUAUCACGUGCCUGUUUGGACCUUGACUCCCGGCAUGCAAAAAACAAAAUCCCAGUCCCCACUGGGCCAAAGGUGCCUCGGUCACCCAUUCAUGUAGAGGAUACGUAGCAUUGCUCACUAAAAAAUUAAAAAAAAAAAAAAAAACGACCAAAAAAACAAUUACACUUCCUUC